This is a messenger RNA of Nomascus leucogenys (northern white-cheeked gibbon), 3976 nucleotides long. RefSeq names its product caspase recruitment domain family member 8 (gene CARD8). NCBI's taxonomy places the organism in Eukaryota, Metazoa, Chordata, Mammalia, Primates, Hylobatidae. Gene Ontology annotation, biological process: regulation of apoptotic process; regulation of canonical NF-kappaB signal transduction. Gene Ontology annotation, cellular component: NLRP3 inflammasome complex. The record is from RefSeq and is a predicted model, not a curated record. Gene Ontology annotation, molecular function: cysteine-type endopeptidase activator activity involved in apoptotic process.
AGCUUACUUCCCUCAGUUCUCAGAAAGCCCGCCUCCUCUGCGAGCGUUAUUUCAAAAGAAGUUGAGAACUAGAGAAACCGACCUAAGGGUGUUCUCCCAUUUGGCCCGUCUUCCCCUAAAGUCACCACCUGCUGCUUUUCUGGAGCGCUUACAGUGACCAAGAGGAACAGAACACAGAGCAGCCUGGCAGUGUCCAAGCAACAAGCGUCCGCUCCUCCUUCCUGCACCCUGGGGCUCCUGAAACUCACCAGGGUAAAAAAGAUACAGUAAAGACAUAAAUACCACGUUUGACAAAUGGAAAAAAAGGAGUGUCCAGAAAAGAGUCGCAGCAGUGAGGAAGAGCUGCCGAGACCGGACCGCGGAUCCAGUAGGAACGUAGAUGCAUCCAAACUCAUAAGAAUACAAGGACCAUGGAACGUGUUGGUUGACAAUAGCAUACGGGAACUGCAAUACACAAAAACUGGAAUUUUUUCUCAGGCUGAGGCCUGUGUGACAGAUGAUACGGUAUACAGGGAGCUACCCCGUGUUUCUGAGAUCCGUUGUGACAUCUCACAUUUUUUCCAAGAAGAUGAUGAAGCAGAGGCAGAGCCAUUAUUGUUCCAUGCUGUUCCUGAGUCUCAACUAUCUGGGGAGGACAUUCCCAGCGUAUCAGAAGAGCAGGAAUCUUCAGAGGGACAAGAUUCAGGAGACAUUUGCUCAGAAGAGAAUCAAAUUGUUUCCUCUUAUGCUUCUAAAGUCUGUUUUGAGAUCGAACAAGAUUAUAAAAAUCAUCAGUUUCUGGGGCCUGAAGGAAAUGUGGAUGUUGAGUUGAUUGAUAAGAGCACAAACACAUACAGCGUUCGGUUCCCCACUGCUGGCUGGUAUCUGUGGUCAGUCACCGGCCUCGGCUUCCUGGUAAGGGAUGCGGUCACGUUGACGAUUGCGUUUGGUUCCUGGAAUCAGCACCUGGCCCUGGACCUGCAGCACCAUGAACAGUGGCUGGUGGGCGGCCCCUUGUUUGACAUCACGGCAGAGCCAGAGGAGGCUGUCGCCGAAAUCCACCUCCCCCACUUCAUCUCCCUCCAAGCAGGUGAGGUGGACGUCUCCUGGUUCCUCGUUGCCCAUUUUAAAAAUGAAGGGAUGGUCCUGGAGCAUCCAGCCCGGGUGGAGCCUUUCUAUGCUGUCCUGGAAAAGCCCAGCUUCUCUCUGAUGGGCAUUCUGCUGCGGAUCGCCAGCGGGACCCGCCUCUCCAUCCCCAUCACCUCCAACACGUUGAUCUAUUAUCACCCCCACCCCGAAGAUGUUAAGUUCCACUUGUACCUUGUCCCCAGUGACGCCUUGCUAACGAAGAUGAUAGAUGAUGAAGAAGAUCGCUUCUGUGGUGUGCGUUUACAGACAUCACCUCCAGUGGAACCCCUGAACUUUGGUGCCCGUUAUAUCGUGUCUAAUUCUGCUCAUCUGGAAAUAAUACCCACGGAGUUGAAAUUGUCCUACAGGAGCCCUGGAGAAAUCCAGCACUUCUCAAAAUUCUAUGCUGGGCAGAUGAAAGAACCCAUUCAACUUGAAAUUACUGAAAAAAGACAUGAGACUUUGGUCUGGAAGACUGUGGUGAAGCCAGUGGAUAUCCAGCUUGGAGCUGCAUCAGCCCCUCCUGCCUUCUCAGGUGCAGCCUUUGUGAAGGAGAACCACCGGCAACUCCAAGCCAGGAUGGGGGACCUGAAAGGGGUGCUUGAUGAUCUCCAAGACAAUGAGGUUCUCACUGAGAAUGAGAAGGAGCUGGUGGAGCAGGCAAAGACACGGCAGAGCAAGAACGACAGCCUGCUGACCAUGGUGGAGAAGAAAGGGGACCGGGCCCUCGAGCUGCUCUUCAGAAGCCUCAGUGAAAGGGACCCUUACCUCGUGUCCUAUCUUAGACAGCAGAAUUUGUAAAAUGAGUCAGUUAGAUAGUCUGGAAGAGAGAAUCCAGCAUUCUUACUGGAAAUGGAUAAACAGAAACGUGAUCAUUGAUUUCAGUGUCCAAGACAGAAGAAGACUGGGUAACAUCUAUCACACAGGCUUUCAGGACAGACUUGUAACCUGGCAUGUACCUAUUGACUGUAUCCUCAUGCAUUUUCCUCAAGAAUAUCUGAAGAAGGUAGUAAUAUUCCUUUUAAAUUUUUUCCAACCAUGGCUUGAUAUAUCACUAUUUUAUCCAUUGACAUGUUUCUUGAAGACCCAGGAUAAAGGACGUCCAGAUAGGUGUGUUGAUGAAUGAUGGGGCCUGGAAAGGCGACUUUUCCUGAUUAAUGUGAAAAGUAAUUCCUAUGGACACUCCAUUUGAAGUAUCACCUUCUCAUAACUAAAAGCAGAAAAGCUAACAAAAGCUUCUUAGCCGAGGACACUCAAGGCAUACAUGAUGAUAGUCUUUUUUUUUUUUGUAUGUUAGGACUUCAACACUUUAUCUAUGGCUACUAUUGUUAGAAUAAUGUAAAUGUAUUUGCUGAAAGAGAGCACAAAAACGGGAGAAAAUGCAAACAUGAGCAGAAAAUCUUUUCCCACUGGUGUGUAGCCUACUACAAGGAGUUGUUGGGUUAAAUGUUCAUGGUCACCUCCAAGGAAUACUGAGAUGCAAUGUGGUAAAUCAACACCACAGAACCACCAGAAAGAAAAUGAGGGUAAUUCAGCUUAUUCUGAGACAGGCAUUCCUGGCAAAUUUUUUGUACCAUACAAAAAAUAAGCCAACUCUGACAUUUGGAUUCUACCAUAGACUCUGUCAUUUUGUAGCCAUUUCAGCUGCCUUUUGAUUGAUGUUUUCAUGGCACACGUACUUCCAUCCUUUUACGUUUAAUCUGUUUAAAACAAGUUCCUAGUAGACACCGUCUGGUUGAGUGUUUUUUAUGGUGUAUUUUGAACCCAUUCUGAUAGUCUCUUUUAACUGGAAAAUUUCAAUUACUUACGUUAAUGUAAUUAUUAAUAUGUUAGGAUUUAUCCUCAGUCAGCCAGUUUGUUAUGUCUUUUCUAUUCUACUAUUAUCACAUUUGUACCACUUAAAAUGGAAUCUAGGCACUUUAUCACCAUUUAGAUCCUAUUACCUUUUCUCAUCUAGGAUAUAGUUAUCUUCUAUAUGAUCUUUCUGUAUCUUAAAACCCAUCAAUAAAUUAUUAUAUAUUUUAUACUUUUAAUCACUCAGAAGACUUAAAAAACUCAUGAGGAGAAGAAUCUGUUGUUUUUCCAGAUAUUUAUACCAUUUCUGUUGCUCUUCCUUAUUUUCCAAAUUUCAUUCUGCAAUUUUCCACUUCGUCUGAAAGACGCUUUUUAAUUCUUUUAGAGUGGUUCUGAUAGGUAUGGAUUCUCCUAUUUUUUUCUGCCUCUGAGGACAUCUUUUUCUCACCUUCAUUCUCAGUGAUGUUUUUUGCUUGAUGUAGUAUUUUUAGUUGAUGUUGUUUUCUGUUCAGCAAUUUCCUUUUGGCUUCCAUAUUUCCUGAUGAGAAAUCUGCAGUCAUUCAAAUUGUUUUUUCCCUGUAUGUAGUGUGUCAUUUUUCUCUGGCAGAUUUCAAGGUAUUUUUGUUUAUCUUUAGUUUUUAGCCAUUUCAUUAUGUUGGGAAUGAGUUUCCUUGUUUUAUUCCCUUUGGAAUUUGCUCCAAUUCAUAAAUUUGCAGUUUUAUGUCUUUUACCAAACUUAGAGGUUUUCAGCCUAAUUGCUAAAAAUACUUUUUAUUAGCCUGAUUUUCAUCUUUAUAGGAAAUAGUUUAAUUGAUGACAAGUUCCAAUAGCUUAUAUGCCCAGAAGGCCUUCAAAAUAAGAAUUUUGAAAGGAUACAGAAAACAAACUUUUAUAUCCUUCUCAUGUUUUCUACUGUAAAAUUCAUAUGUUUUGCUACUCUAAACCUAGUUUGAAAUAAACAAUCUUGAGAAUAGAUGAAAAUUUUGAUGAGUAGUGGAAUUCUUUUAAAUGGAAACCUCCUUCCUUGUGAUUUUCCUUGCCAUCUAGAAAUAAACCAUAGCAUUUAUGUUGAAUC